Molecule: messenger RNA, 462 nt
Organism: Racocetra fulgida
Lineage: Eukaryota; Fungi; Glomeromycota; Glomeromycetes; Diversisporales; Gigasporaceae
Source: the annotation of a GenBank genome assembly
GGGAAGAAAAAGACAAGAAAACGAAAGAGGAAGAAAAAGACAAGAAAACGAAAGGGGAAGAAAAAGACAAGAAAACGAAAGGAGAAGAAAAAGACAAGAACCAAAAGGGGAAGAAAAAGACAAGAAAACGAAAGGGGAAGAAAAAGACAAGAAAACGAAAGGGAAAGAAAAGGACAAAAAAACGAAAGGGAAAGAAAAAGACAAGAAAACGAAAGGGGAAGAAAAAGACAAGAAAACAAAAGGGGAAGAAAAAGACAAGAACCGAAGGGAACGAAGAAAAAGAACCGAAGGGAACGAAGAAAAAGACAAGAACCGAAGGGAACGAAGAAAAAGACAAGAACCGAAGGGAACAAAGAAAAAGACAAGAACCGAAGGGAACAAAGAAAAAGACAAGAACCGAAGGGAACGAAGAAAAAGAACCAAAGGGAAUAAAGAAAAAGAACCGAAGGGAAUAAAGAAAAA